Porites evermanni is the source of this 4639-nucleotide messenger RNA. The record is from the annotation of a GenBank genome assembly. NCBI's taxonomy places the organism in Eukaryota, Metazoa, Cnidaria, Anthozoa, Scleractinia, Poritidae.
AUGGUGACGUUCACUCCAAACCCUGCGCAAACACCAGGCAUAGCAGUCAACGAUUCGAGUGUCACAAAGGUAAGACUCAGUUUUUUUUCAAUUUGAAUGUGAAGCUCUUUAAAGGAUCUGUGUCACAAAAUUUAUCAAAAUUAAAACAGUGGGAAAUGCUACCAUAACUGAGUGUAACAUAAAAGUAACUACUGCCCAAAAUAUGAAAAGAAGGUAUAAAUAACAGAUUAAAUACAAAAGGAGGCACGGAUGGACAAAAUCUGAAGAAGAUUGAAACCGAUUGCAGUUGUGGCUUUUGAAGACUUAAGUAGCCUUACAGUUUUUCAGGCUUCAUUUGGUUUUUGUGACGUAAAAUGUAAUCCUUGGGAAACAAGUAAAUUCUUAAGCUCCAUUUCUAGUCGUAAUGGGCAUUAUUAAUAAAAUGAACCAUACAGCCGUGACACAGCCCCUUAAACAGCUUGUACGGUCCAUGAACACCUUCUCAAGUGCCAGAAUUUGUCGAGAUCGAAGAUAUCUGCACAAAAAGCAAAACUGAAACCUUUCACUGCAGUUUUUAUUUAAAAAUGUGGGGCCAGUCGCAUGUUUAGGGCACAUCCAUAACUUUAUCACGAAAUUUCUAAUACCUAACAGUUCCUUCACUCUUCACUCGAGAGGGUAUUCACUGUCUGUGGGAUUUAACCUUUGCAGCAUUCGUUCGUGAAUAAUGAACUUAACCAACAGAACAACUACAGCAAUACCUGGUUGCCUUUUCUCUUAUUCCUUCUAAUUCUUACACUUCUUGUGUUACAUUUGUCAGUUACUAACCUUUAUUAAUUAUAAGAAACCUUCACCUUUUAACGGAACAAUAAUUGUACUUACCUCACUGUGCGUCAUUUGAUAACCUCAUAAACAAGUACCGUUCGUGCAGCAUUCGUUCGUGAAUAAUGAACUUAACCAAUAGCACAGCUACAGCAAUACCUGCUUGCCUUUUCUCUUAUCCCUUCUGAUUCUUACGCUUCUUGUGUUACAUUUGUCAGUUACUAACCUUUAGAAAAUAUAAGAAACCUUCACCUGUUAACGGAACAAUAAUUGUACUAACCUUACUGUGCGUCAUUUGAUAACCUUAUAAACAAGUACCGCAUUAAUUCAGUUUCCAAACAGUUUUUUAUAAUGUCUUGAUAAGCCUUCUUUCACUUAGUGGUCCUACAUCUUAAAAUAUUCUCAUACAGUGUUUUUGUUACCAGGUAAACCCUAAUUCUAACGUAAAACUCACCACUAAGUUGUUUAUUAAACCUAAUGACGAUUAAGGUUUCUGAUUUAUUACUGUCGUGAUUCAUGUUGCUUAAUUUCUCUACCUGCUAAAAGGAAAUGUUGUUUAAUCUUAUCCAAUUAAUAACCUCAAUGAUGACUGAUCUAAACAAUUAACAUGCAAAGCUCAAGUCCCUGAAAGCUAGCUGUUAAGCACUUUAUGAGCACAAAAUUAGGAUGAAAGAAAAUAACAUAAUGAGACUAAACCUACCUUUGACAUAUAAAAUUGAACAAAUGCAACCCGUGUUUUGUGAUCUAUAGAGUGAUGUUCAUGGUAAAAGUUAAACAACCCUAUAAGUACUCUGAUUAGGUGGAGAUCUAAUAUGGUAAAAGUCGUUGAAAGUUGUUUAUGAUAAGUUCCCUUAUAUUUACUUAAGUAAAUUAAAUGGUGCAAUGCCACAAAUUGUCACUUUUUACUUUUUCACUUUUUGGAUAGUUUCUUGGUGUUGCGGACGGAUGCAAUCACCAAGUGACGUAAUACAAAAGACUGACUGGGAAAAGACGGUGAACAAGACAAAACACAAAGCAAACCAAUAGUGGUUUCUGCAUUAUCAAGAAACACCCACUUUUGUCACCUUUUUUUUUUCAUGCGCUUCGCUAAACAAAUUAUCAUCAUAGCAAUGUGCGUUAUUAAUUUUGAAAAGUAGCCUGGCAAAACGUGAGGUCAAUUCAAAGAGAUUGGCAGCCAUUUCAACCGCGAUAUUGAUGCGAUUCCUUAACUUACUUGGUUGACAGUAACUGAUGUUGUUACAACUUCACCGUUUUUAACAAAACCACUCUUUGGUUUCACGUAACAAUGAAUAAAUGCUCCAAAAAGUGCCUAAAUACAAUAGGAAGAGUUGCCUGCGUGCAGACGUCUCCUAUUUCCUUUGUUGCACGCGGAAAAGGGACGUCUGCGUAACGCCGUCGAUAAUCGUGUUCCAGCGUCCUGCUGGGUUCCCAAGAUCUUGGGAACAUCUGCGAUAGGCUGACACACAGUGCGCAUUGUUUGACUUAACGCUGAUUGGUUGUUAUCGAAUGUGGUCUGAUAAUGUAUGCGGUGAUUUAAAUGAUUUAUGUAAGCGGGGUUUUCUAACCAAAACAAAUCAAAACAUGUGCGAUUGUGUGCUGUGUUUUUCGUCGAUCGAAAAGCAGAGCGAUCGAAAUCUUGUCCGGGGACGCGGAAAAUUUUACGUGUACGAGAAAUUAUUUCUUUACAAUUUACUGUGCAUGACACAUCACAUCAUAUUUGUAAACAGUGUCUGAGAAAACUACAAAAGCGGCGUGGACUUCGCACCAGGAAGGCAUUUCGGAGAAAGCCAGCCAAAGAAACUAAAAUCUUUAUUUAGCCGUAACAAACAGAGGUCAAGAAAAUUUAAACACUUUACAACUGCAUCUGAAAUCAAAUCCUAUCGGGAACACCCACAGAAGCAUAAACCACAGGAAAUGAUUACUCAGUAUGCAUGUAACAAACCUACUUCAUGACCUCAAAAUGUAAGACAUAGCGCGGCAAAAAUGAGAUUUACUCAGUCAAAGGUUAGAAUGCUACAUGCACUAGUAAUUAGUGCUAGUAAUCUUCGCGCGAGAGAGAAAUGAAGAAAAACCUCUGUUCAAGCAGACUCUCAAGGUCACGUUUCGCCCGAUGUUUUGUUUGGCCUGUCAACUCUUAUUUCUAACCGGAUAUUAUUUCACAAUUUAUUCGAAAUAGAAUACCCUGCCAGCGGGACGCUGGAACACGAUUAGCGACGGCGUUAGGCAGACGUCCCUUUUCCGCGUGCAACAAAGGAAAUAGGAGACGUCUGCACGCAGGCAAUAGGAAGAGUCGUUUAUAGCAACCGGUAAUAAUGGCGUAGUAGAGGUGCUGACCAGAAUGUAAGCGUCGCUUGAAAAGAGGAAUCUUUGAGAUAUAUUGAAGUUAUAUACAAACUCUGGUUGUAAAUCCAAGUAUCCCAAAGAUGUCUCUCAUCUGCCUUUGGAAAGGAUUCUGCUGGCAAUCAUCACCAGGCGAAAGAAGCAAACUGGAAAAGUUGACUGGAUUCCGUCUUAACCAAAUGGAAGAGUUACUCGAGAUACGGCUCGUUAAAGUAGAAUGGUAAAUCAUACAACAAAUUCUUUGAAUACCUCUGUUAACAUUCCUCUGUAAAUUUUAUUAUUUACUAUCCUAACACCUCUUAUGUAAACAUUACACUCAAAUCCUGUUAAAACUUAAAGCAGAGAAUUAAACUUGUGAUUUUAAACUUAUAACCAACAAAUGACAACUUGGUUAAAGAACCUCCAUAUGAAAAUGUAAACUUUCUGCUUGAUUAUAGUAGAGGUUAAAACAGUUCUAAAUGAUAAAAAGAUACCUUGUUAUGAUGCAGUAUAGUAGAUAGCAUAAGAACAUAAAUAAAAGAAUACGGAAAUGUCAAUAAAAGGAAAUCCAUCGUUUCAUACGCAUUGUUUUUGUUUUCUUUAUAAUGCCUUUUUUCAAAACCCCGCAAAAAAAUGGACUGCUCUUUGGUGAGUGUCGAUAGAUUUAAGCACUAACAACAACAACAACAACAACAACAACAGCAACAAAAAGAAAUAAGGACCGUGGGUCAUUUUUAUGAAACCUUUAAAAUUGUGUUUUACCAUUAUACCUGUUGUUCAAGAGUUUGAAAAAAAAACCAGCCGCAAUCGUAAAUUACGCUCGUUACGUAACAAGUUUUAUCUGAUGCUAAUUGACAUUGCAGUUUAUAACGUUCUCGUUAAAAAAAGAAUGAUGCUGAUCUUUAUUUUGGCCAGCUUUGGGAAGUAUCAAAGGAUAAAGACACCAAGGAGCAGGCAUUUUUUGGAGUUGAACUAAUGCUAUUCGUUUUUUAGUGUUACCCUUUGCGACUUGUCUUGCUUCCGUUUUACACAGCAUUGACCAAUGUGUGACAUUGCUGUCACUGACUAAAACCGCCGCUGUAUAACCUCUAAUCUCACCGGUAAUUUUCCCAACUACUUAGUCUAAGUUAUGAAAGAUAUUAUUUAUCGUGGUAUGUGUAUAAACGGUUCAUUUAUAGUUUGUCUCACGGUUGUCAAUUAGUUGUUGAUAUGCCUAGUCUAACUUGCCUCUUGUUACCCUUGCAAGACAUCUUGUAUAGUGUAACACGCGAGUGGUCAUUUUAGUUCAACUUUAUUCCAUCAACAGAAAGCCCAACCCGGGGAAGGGACAUAUGCUGACCUUGGGGAAUUUCAUCAAAAGUCAGCGGCCCCUACGGGGCCAGUAAAACGGCCCCCUGCCUACGAAGAAACGCCCUAUGCAGAAAUAACGCAAUUCUUACAGGGACCUGUUGAUACAAAUGAAGAGGAAACACCACAAGAGGAACAAGUUGCAGUGACGAAGCAAGAUGAUAAGGAUGAUGAU